AUAAGAACUAUUAAAUAGAUUCUUAAACAACAUAAAAAAAAACAAAACAAAAUACCAUAACAAAAAACCAAAAGCAAAAUUGAAGUGAAGUCAAAGUCAAAGCAAAAGAUCGCUACCAAUGAAGGGACAUGAUCUUUGUAUUGGGUAAAAGUGUCGAAAGGGAAUGAAAAAUGGGGGAGAUGGGUCAAGUUCAAAGCGAUGUAGCGGUGGCAGCUGCAAUUGAUGAUCAAGCUCGAAUCCAGCAGUCCUCCUCUCUCGCUUCCAUGGAUUCUCUUAUUGCAGAAGCUGCGGCUUUUGGCAAUGAUGAGAAUCAGUCUCUUGAUGCGCAGGCACAGAAAGCAUUAGAAUGCCCCUGUGUAGCUGAGCUGCGGAAUGGAGCGUGCGGGGUUCAAUUUACAGAGGCGUUCCUUUGUUUUCUCAAAAGUACCGUUGAAGAAAAGGGUUCAGAUUGUGUGCAUCCAUUCAUAGCCUUGCAGAACUGUAUCAAAGGUAACCCUGAUGCAUUUCCUAAAGACAUUCUUGAAGAGAAAGACGGAGACAAGAAAGAAGAGGAGCCAACCCAAGAAUACAGAAUUUAUCCUCCUAUAUGGCUCAAGGAAUCUCAGAGCCCAAAACCAAAGCUUUAGGGCAAAAUUUUAAUUCCUUUUACAUUUUUCAUUGCCAAUUCUGGUUAGAAGGAAAAUACAAUAUUAUAUGCAUAGGCUAUUCUGAUAGAUAAUUUUAGUAUUUUAGUUUUCAUCAAUGAUGAUCAUAUUUGGGUGCCUGCAUACAUCUUUUCAAAAUGAUGUUAUUCAAAUAAAAAACAAUUUUUGCUGCAA
Molecule: messenger RNA, 818 nt
Organism: Theobroma cacao (cacao)
Lineage: Eukaryota; Viridiplantae; Streptophyta; Magnoliopsida; Malvales; Malvaceae
Gene: MIA40
Product: Cox19-like CHCH family protein
Biological process (GO): protein import into mitochondrial intermembrane space
Cellular component (GO): mitochondrial intermembrane space
Molecular function (GO): protein-disulfide reductase activity
Source: RefSeq, a predicted model, not a curated record